This is a messenger RNA of Cylindrotheca closterium, 288 nucleotides long. The record is from the annotation of a GenBank genome assembly. NCBI's taxonomy places the organism in Eukaryota, Bacillariophyta, Bacillariophyceae, Bacillariales, Bacillariaceae.
AUGAAGAAGAGUGCCAAUGCUGAGUAUGACUUCUUGGAUUUCUGGGAAGCCAACCAAAAGUUCUUUGCUAUGAAGCAAGGAACAACAGAAAACUUGAUGCAUUUCAAGGAACGAUUCUUGAGACAGGCUGAAGUCCUGCAAGAUCUAUAUGGCAUUUUCUGGUUCCAAAAUUUUGUAUUGCUAGCACCGAUACUGCUGCGAAAGAUAAGUUCAAGGACGAUAUCUUUGAAGCAGUUCUUGCAACAGGAUUCCUGUGCAACUGUGAUCGAACGAGAACAGCUCCUCUGA